CUAGUAGCCAAGAAUUGGCAUGCACUAAACCAACUUUUAGCCUUCUUCAGAGAUAUAUAGUUCCCACAUUGCAAUCCAGCAUCAGGAUAAGGCAGUGAUAGAUGCAAGUUAGCGUUGCGGGUCUAAUGUCGACGGUUGUUGCGUCUUGCACCCCUAUGAGUCGCUCGCCCGUUCUGCCGUCUUCUUCCGGCACGCCGGCGAGCCGCUCUUGGAGGCCGGCGGCAGCGACGGCGUUCCCUAAUUCUCUCGCCGUCAAGUGCUGCCGGCCGACGUCUGUGGUACUCCGCGCUCACCCGGAGAAACAGCUGCCGGCGUUCAACAUUCCCCCCACCGCCCUGCUGUACCCCGUGCAACCGCCGGACAGCAAGGAGCGGUGGGACAUCAAGGAGGAGGAGAGGCACGUCAAGAUAUGGCUCCAGGUACCCGGGCUCUCGGAGAACGACCUCGAGAUCACCGCCGGCGAGGACAUGCUCGAGAUCAAGAGGAAGGCUGGCACCGGGGCCGGCGGCCGCGAAGAGCCGCCGGUGGAGGUGCACGGGGUGGGCUCCUUCCACGUCAGGCUUCUCAUGACGAAGGAAUACAACAGCGAGGACGUCACCGCGGAGCUCAAGGCCGGGAUGCUGGAGAUUACCAUCGGCAAAGCCGACAACCGUGGCAUCAAAAAACCAGUCGGGUUUGGGAAGAAAAGCACCACCAAGAACACGCCAACCCAAGACAAGCCAAGCUUAAACAGUGCCCAAGGACAAGUGGCCCGGAUGAUUUGGUACUCCAUCACUAAUUCCAAGUGAACCUUCAGGAGGGCCAGCCCGACACUACACUUGAAAGCUCACCACCUCGGGGCGCAGUUUCUCAGGUCCACGACCACGAGCUUCAACUUCAAGGGCACGAUUUGGGAAAAUUGCGAGCCAAGGCGCUAAGAAGUUGAUGCACUGCUUGUUGUGAUGUGCGCUAUUGUAUCCGUAUGAGAUUAUUGGUUUGAAAUUCGCAAAGUCAUUUAUUUUCCGAAAGACCAAUGGCUAUACAUCAAGUAGCAGAUAUCGUUAUAAAA
Molecule: messenger RNA, 1048 nt
Organism: Triticum dicoccoides
Lineage: Eukaryota; Viridiplantae; Streptophyta; Magnoliopsida; Poales; Poaceae
Product: heat shock protein 21, chloroplastic-like
Exons: 3
Coding region: 102-788 (228 amino acids)
Biological process (GO): response to heat
Source: RefSeq, a predicted model, not a curated record